Molecule: messenger RNA, 655 nt
Organism: Camellia sinensis
Lineage: Eukaryota; Viridiplantae; Streptophyta; Magnoliopsida; Ericales; Theaceae
Source: RefSeq, a predicted model, not a curated record
AGACAGGACGAGUGACAACUAAGAGUGAUGUGUACAGCUUCGGAGUGAUUCUAAUGGAGCUGAUUACAGGAAGAAAGGCACUAGAUCAGACCCAGAAGGAGGAGAGUGUUCAUCUCGUCACAUGGUUCCGCAGAAUGCAUAACAAGAAGGACACAUUCCGGAAGGCUAUUGACCCAAAAAUUGAUCUUGAUGAAGAAACGGCAUUUUCCGUUGCCAGUGUCAGCACUGUUGCUGAGCUGGCUGGACACUGCUGCGCAAGGGCUUCAUCUCAGAGACCUGACAUGGGUCACGCCAUCAACGUACUCUCAUCUCUCACCGAGCUUUGGAAACCAUCAGACCCUGAUGCUGAUGACAUUUAUGGAAUCGACUUUGAUAUGACACUGCCACAAGCAGUCAAGAAGUGGCAGGCUCUGGCUACGUCUUCAUCAGCUUUACUUGGCAGCGGUGACAAUAGCCAAUCGGUCAUUUAAGGGUUCAUUUGCAUCUGCAGAUGGGAGGUUAGAGACUAACUGAAAAAAACAAGACUGCAGUGUGAGUAGAGUUAUUAUUGAUGGAUGGUUCUUGUUGAGAUAUGUUUGUUCAUUCUCCAGUGGGUUGUUGAUUUAAUCUUUGAACAACUUUUUUUACUUUUCUUUUGUUAUAUGUUCUUAAAAGU